AUGAUUGUUUGCAAUGGAAGAAUCAAGACCUUCGAAACGAGUGCGCCAGGCCUGCGAGCCAUGUCGGAGGACCGAAUGGAUAGUCUUGAAGGAAAGCUGGACCAAGUACUGGCACGUCUUGGCUCAAAUGGAGCAUCGGGGCGAGCCACAGAUAUACCCCCCGAGGUUGGCGAACCUGGCCCGACACCAGCAACAGGACUUGCUGUAUCUGAUUCCUCCAGAAACUAUGUCCCCAGUUCUUUCCCGUUCAAUUCUGAAUCCAUUGCCCGGAUAGGUUCCCUCUAUCUGAAAUGGUGCCAUCGGCAGCCGGUUGAGCUAUUCAAUUCCGAGAAUUUCAUUGAGACACUUCCAAAUCGAGACCCGGAACUUCUUAUUGCGCUGGGUUCGUUGAGCUUGCGAUUUCCACCUGGGACGUCAAAUUCUAGCAAGGAAGAACAGCUCGAAGCCAUGACGACCAAGUGUCGAACCAUGGUUAUGGAGCGCCUUGCUACGAGCAAGAUAGAACUUUCUACUUUACAGACUUUGUGUCUAUUGGGAAUGCUUGAUAACACAGGAAAGAUUUACCCGCCACAGUCGACUUUACAGGCGGAGUUCAACCUAUCCAUGGCUUGUCAACUGGUCCAAAGCCUCAUGAGCUGCCUUGGUCAGUCAAAUUCCCCGCUUGUAGAGUCUAGAGAGCUCCGACUCUGCAUUCGCAGUAUCUUCAUGCUUCAGAACUUGUAUGGUUCUCUUCCGGUCGUCGCAAGGUUCAUGCCGACCAUAGGCGGUGGUGUUCAGGCUACUGCACACCUGCUCCCAUUGACGGACUUCACGUCUAGCGAUGGAGACUCGGGAGAUUCGAUCAAAUAUAUAGCCAUGCUGACUGAUGUUUGGCAACUGGCGCGUGCUUAUGCCGCCAAACGCCCUACUACAGAGACAGUACCCCCAUGGGCACCCUCGUCAGACUACUCCUCUGUCAUGCAGCAUCAUCUAGAGAUCGACUCCCGAGUUCCCUUGACGCACCGAUAUGAGAAGAACCGCAUCGAAGAGUAUGCACCUGAGAUAUUGCAGCAAAAGAGGGAUCACUGGGGUCCGUGGUUGUUUCUCCAAUUUGUAUACUCUACUAUUCCAUGUUUAUUGAACCAUCCUUUCCUCUUGUCACUCCGAUUGGCAAACUUUAGGGACUCGAUCCCUCACUCUUUCAUCCAGCAAUCGUUUGAGAACAUAACGAGGAAUGCAGGCUGGAUCUGUCAUUUCUUGGACGUUUUGGAGGACAAGCAGUUUGCUACUUCUGAUCCUACCCUGGCCCACUGUGUUGUCAUCAUAGCGACGAUCCAUCUUCAGCACAGCUUUGUCACAACCGAUAGUGACUUGAGAGAGUCAGCACAGAAAGGGCUACAAAAGUGCAUGAACUUCUUGUGGCGCAUGGGUUCCACCUGGCGUAUCGUCAACACCAUGGCAGAGGAUUUGGAGCGGCUACAAGAAAGCGUAGUUGCUACACCAACUCCUCGUGGACCAGAAACUGGCAAUAGUCAGGCGGCUUGGACCAUUGAUACAAGACUUUUGAACGACUUACUCGUUCAAGGAUACUCCAGCCGGAGUUCACCACAAAACAAUAGCGAUGUCUUUGGAAAGUCACUUGUUCCCGAGAACAACAUUUCUCAAGAAAGCGGCGUGGACUUUGAUCUUGUUGGAUCUGUAGGCAUAUUUGGACACAGAGCGGUGCCCAAAGCGACUCCGCUCUAUGCGCCAAACAAGGAACCAAGGACCCCUUUUGGGAGGACAGAGUUCAUUACGAACAGCCCAGAACACCCAGGUCGUCUACCUCAUGCAAUGAGCGGUAAUAUUUUGCAAGACGGUUGGCUACUCAGCGCGAACGAUUAUGGACAGGCAAUUGAGACAUGGCUAGACUCCAAUGCACCAGUGUAUAAUUGA
Pestalotiopsis fici W106-1 is the source of this 1914-nucleotide messenger RNA. RefSeq lists its product as uncharacterized. The transcript is spliced from 6 exons. The record is from RefSeq and is a predicted model, not a curated record. NCBI's taxonomy places the organism in Eukaryota, Fungi, Ascomycota, Sordariomycetes, Amphisphaeriales, Sporocadaceae. The coding region runs from base 1 to 1914 and encodes 637 amino acids. Gene Ontology annotation, cellular component: nucleus.